AUGGCUUCUAUGGCUUAUGAUGCCCCCGUUGGAAUGGGUGUGCAGACAAUGUCCGAUCUGCCCUUCAAGCAGCAGAUGAAAAUCCAGUUCACCGACAUGGGUAAGCGAGCAUGGAGCAGUGCCAAGAACUUCGGUUUCAUUGGAGGUGUCUUCUCUGGAACCGAGUGUUGUAUCGAGUCUCUGCGAGCCAAAAACGAUAUUUGGAAUGGUGUGGCUGCCGGAUGUCUAACUGGUGGAGGCCUGGCCGUCAAGGCUGGCCCCCAGGCCGCUCUUGUUGGCUGUGCCGGUUUCGCCGCCUUUUCUGCAGCCAUCGAUGUCUACAUGAGAUCCGAUAACAAGGCUCCUCCUUCCACUGAUGAAGAUCUUUAA
Messenger RNA from Yarrowia lipolytica CLIB122, 369 nucleotides. RefSeq lists its product as uncharacterized. The record is from RefSeq and is a predicted model, not a curated record. Gene Ontology annotation, cellular component: TIM22 mitochondrial import inner membrane insertion complex. Gene Ontology annotation, molecular function: transmembrane protein transporter activity. NCBI's taxonomy places the organism in Eukaryota, Fungi, Ascomycota, Dipodascomycetes, Dipodascales. Gene Ontology annotation, biological process: protein insertion into mitochondrial inner membrane.